Papilio polytes (common Mormon) is the source of this 1057-nucleotide messenger RNA. It is a transcript of the gene mRpL15, whose product is annotated as 39S ribosomal protein L15, mitochondrial. Bases 102 to 986 code for a protein of 294 amino acids. NCBI's taxonomy places the organism in Eukaryota, Metazoa, Arthropoda, Insecta, Lepidoptera, Papilionidae. Gene Ontology annotation, molecular function: structural constituent of ribosome. The transcript has 3 exons. Gene Ontology annotation, cellular component: mitochondrial large ribosomal subunit. The record is from RefSeq and is a predicted model, not a curated record. Gene Ontology annotation, biological process: translation.
CAUAAGAACUUGACUUUGACAUUUCCUAUUUACUUCAAAUUAUAACCUUAAACUUAUUCAAAAAUAAAUUUCUCUGAAAUAUUUAUUUUUGAAUUUGGGCCAUGGGUUCUCGACAAAUUACAGAAAAAUCCUUGUCAAUUAUAAGAUCGUUGCCCCGAAUUUCUAUCGGUAACAUACGCGAUAACCCUGGUUCAAAAGUCACACAAAAACGAGGCCGUGGUCAACACGGUGGUGAUAAACAUGGUGCUGGAAAUAAAGGAUCAGGUCAAAGACAGAAUUAUAUGAGAUUAGGAUAUGAGACAGGAAACAAUCCUUUUUAUCUACGGAUGCCCCAAGAGCCAUACUACAAAGGACACCACCAUAGAAGAGAAUAUCCGCCACUAUCAUUAUUACAACUACAGACUUUAAUUGACACAGACAGAAUUGAUGUGUCAGUUCCUGUUGAUAUUGCAAGUAUUAUAAAAUCAGGAUUAUAUAAAUUUCACCCGGAACAGAAACAGUUUGGUAUAAACUUGACAGAUGAGGGUGCAGAUAUAUUUGCUGCAAAAAUUAACAUUGAAGUGCAAUGGGCAAGUGAACAAGUGAUCGCUGCAAUUGAGAGAAAUGGUGGAGUUAUAACAACUGCAUAUUAUGAUCCACAUAGUCUAUUCCUGUUGAAAAAUCCAGUGCAAUUUUUCAAAACUGGACAAGCUAUUCCAAGGAGGAUGAUACCACCACCAGAUGUCAUUGAAUAUUACACUAGUGCUGAAAACAGAGGUUAUUUAGCUGAUCCAGAAAUGAUAUCACAAGAAAGACUAAAAUUGGCACAAAAAUAUGGAUAUGAAUUGCCACAACUAGAAAAUGACUCAUUCUAUACAAUGUUGUGUGAAAGGAAAGAUCCUCGGCAGAUCUUCCAUGGCUUAGAACCUGGAUGGGUAGUGAAUUUGAAGGAUAAAUGCAUUUUAAAACCGACAGAUAGAGAAUUAUUAAGGUUUUACUCGUCAUAAAUUAAAUAAAAGGCCCCUUAAUAUUACUGAUUUGUUUAUUGUACCAUAGGUGAAAUAACAUUUAACAACUU